This is a messenger RNA of Strongylocentrotus purpuratus (purple sea urchin), 1939 nucleotides long. RefSeq lists its product as uncharacterized. Gene Ontology annotation, molecular function: protein binding. The transcript is spliced from 2 exons. The coding region runs from base 15 to 1871 and encodes 618 amino acids. The record is from RefSeq and is a predicted model, not a curated record. NCBI's taxonomy places the organism in Eukaryota, Metazoa, Echinodermata, Echinoidea, Camarodonta, Strongylocentrotidae.
UUCAUUUUGUGGUUAUGAUGAAAUCAAAAAUCCUAAAUCAAUUGCGACUUGUUUUUCCCUUCCUUGCAGAUGGUUCCCUGUGCCUAGGUUACAAGAAGUUCCUAUGCAGCAAUGGUCGUUGCAUCCCGGCUGUUCUCAGAUGUGACUCGGUCAAUCACUGUGGUGAUAACUCCGAUGAAACGGUCGGAUGCGAAGACGGCCUACCAUAUUACCUGGGCGACAGGGUGCUGGAGCUAAAUGAGGCCAUUUACAUUGGAAUAGCCAUUGCUUUCACCGCCGUAUUCGUCAUCUAUUUCGCCGCUGUCUGCACCCGGGACUCCUGUAAGCAAAUCAAACGCAGGGUUAAGAAAUUAAUGACCCGAGAUCAGGAAGAAGACAGUGAACCGGAAGAAGAAGGGUUGGAAGCAGAGCUCCGGCGAGCGCUGAUGGCUACCUCGUUGUACGACCGACGAGUAAGCCAGCCUUACGAUACCACCCUCAACACCAUCACCGGCGGGGAACUCGCUCGGCAGCUCAAGUUAGAGCUUCGGAAGAUCCAGGAGAACGCGACGGACUCUGAAUACCAUCGGCCAAAGUCCCAGGCCUCAAUGCAAAAGUCGAUCAAUUACAAUUAUGAUAAAAUCAACAGCACCAGUGAAUUAAUUCACCUUAUAGACAGGGAUAAUAAUAAUCAUUCUGAGCAUGGUAAUGAUAAUAUUCACUUCGUUGAUAGCCCUCAAAGCGAGCACAGAGUAUCUUUUGAAUACAUUCCAAGUGUUGUAGUGAGUGAGGAUGGAGAUGAAAGUACAGCGGAAGUAUUGUACGAUCCAAAUGAAGCACUUUCCAAAGGUGUGCCUAGGAAUUCCGUGCGGGGUUUAUACCAGAAACGGUUAUCCAGGACCAGUGUUUCGUCGAUUCCUGAGGAGGAAAUGCCUUUGAAAUCAGCAGGAGCUCCUACGACUGUUCGAAAUAAGAUAGGAACACCUUCCAGGUUUAAUGUUACAGCGGUUUCCGCAGAACAAUUGCCAUCUAGAUCAGACGGAGCUUUAACAUCUGAUCAAAAUCGGAAUAAAAGUGUUUCCCGUUUUGCAGUUACGACAGUUCCAGAUGAUGGAUUAUCAAAAUCAGGACGGGAUGGUACGUCCGUUCCUGUGAAAUCCACCACACCCAGUAAGCCGAGGUUCAGUGUGUCUAAGGUUCCUGAAACAGAAGUCCAGUUACCGCCCCAAAUUCAAAAGUCGGUCUCGACGCCUACCACAUCUAGAUUCAGUGUAACUUCAAUUGAUGAAAAUGAACUGAAGAGGAAAGAAGCGUCACAGACAAGAAGAGGUAGUGAUAUUCCUGGUAGAGAUAUACCAGCAGACAAAUACCUUCGAGUGCCGUCGCAUCGGAGAAGUUCUGCUGGCGUUGGAAAAACAGUAUCAUCUGUCUCCAAGCAACCAACGAGCCGCUUCAGUGUACAGUCAGUGAAAGACCCUCUUCAGGAUAAACAAAAUGAUCCAAAAGAUAACCGCCUUAAAAAUGACUCGGCAGGACAAACGGUGAUUGACUCUGGUAUAAAAUCAGACGUUGGUGAGAAAUCCGGAAAGCCAGUAAACCCUACUCCUAGUCGUUUCACAGUACAGAAAGUAGAAGAAGAACCACAGGAUACAGUACCAAAGAAACUCGUAAGCAUUUUGAAGAAAUUUGAAACCCUAUCCGACGGCACUCGGUCGUACACCAAACAAUCGUAUCGACCACGCUUUCGAAGGGCUAGCGAGGGUGCAACAUUAGACCGUCCUGAUGACGAUGCGGAUGACCUGCCGACCUCAGCUGUUACCGUCCACGGGUAUACUAGUGUCAAAUUCUGGGAUGAAAAACGGGGGCGAUACUCGCACGCAACUCAUCUAUGACCACAGCGCAUUUCACUUUGAUAAUCAAUUUGUUUAAUUCGAUCUUAUUGAGUGAAUUUAGGUGUGUG